AUGGCCACAGCCCUACCCACGCGUACAGCAAAGCGCUGCUUUCGGACCACCCGCCCUCUGGCCUACAAUCAGCACAUCCAUUCUCGUCGCGUCUUCCAUUCAUACGAUCACCCGCCUCCGACUGGGCCCUUCGGAGCAACAGAGACGUCGAUUCUCUCUGCAGCAUACAAGCAUGUGCCUGAGCAUGGCUUCACUCACCGCGCACUGUCCUUCGGCGCACGCGACGCCGGCCUUCUCGACAUCAGUCCAAGUGCUCUGCCUGACGGUGCAUACAGCUUGAUCCGCCACCACCUCUACACACAAAGAUUGGCGCUGGCAGCAAAGAGCAGCGAUAUAUUCCAAGGAGAAGAUGCGCCGAUUGGCGUAGGGGCCAAGGUUACAGCUCUGACGUGGGAACGGCUCAUGGCUAAUCGAGAAGUCAUUCACCAGUGGCAAGAGGCUCUUGCUGUGAUGGCACAACCUAGCCACGCCUCGGCCUCCCUCAAAGAGCUUGCCAUGCUAUCGGACGAGAUUUGGUAUCUAGCUGGCGACACCGCGGUCGAUCCGUCCUGGUACACCAAACGCGCGACUCUAUCCAUGAUCUACAGCUCCACCGAGCUGUUCAUGACGAACGACCACUCCCCCGACUAUGUUGAGACCAACAAGUUCCUCAAACGAAGACUUGGCGGGGUCCAGUCUGAAUCAACGUAUUGA
Molecule: messenger RNA, 693 nt
Organism: Emericellopsis cladophorae
Lineage: Eukaryota; Fungi; Ascomycota; Sordariomycetes; Hypocreales; Bionectriaceae
Product: Ubiquinone biosynthesis protein-like protein
Exons: 3
Coding region: 1-693 (230 amino acids)
Biological process (GO): ubiquinone biosynthetic process
Cellular component (GO): mitochondrial inner membrane
Molecular function (GO): lipid binding
Source: RefSeq, a predicted model, not a curated record